GAUGUAAAAGCGCCAAUACAAAACGAUGCUAGUCGGGAGUUGGUAUGGUUUGAGUUGUGGCUUGUGAUCUGUUCCAUAAAAUCUCCAACGGAUUUCGUCGCAACAAUCCUGGUGUAUUAGAGUCCGCCCCAGGUUGCGCAAGGCGCGGCCGCCGCCACGCCGACGAUGUCCUUCGGCGGAGAAGAUGAUCACGUCGAUGAUAGUCUUACCAUCGACGAGGCCACCAUCGACCACAACGCGCUCGCCUCGCAUCUUCAAAUCGAUGUUAUCGAUGAGGCGCAAGAGGUGGAUGAGCAGGAGGGUGGUGAUGGUGAGUGCCUCCAGUUAAGUGAUUUGCAAUUUGAAGACCGUCCCGCAGAGGUUUCAGAUGUAAUUACACUGGAGGCAUUGUCGGCGGGAGAUGCCGACGACGUGGAGAUCGAGAUGGAGAUGGAGGAGGAAAAGCCCAAGACAGUCACAAUACCACCCCUGAGGCCACUCACAAUUGCACCCAAACCAGCAAAACUACCAGUUUCUUUUAAACCUGUUGCCGGCCAACAAUUACUAUUACUUCAAGGUUCUGGGGCUGGAUCACAAAUCAAAUUAAUAAAUCCCGGCCAGGGGUUGACACUCUCAAACUUGAGCAUUUCAAAAUCACUCACGAUUAAGCAACCGCCGAAAAGUACACCAGCACCAAGUACAAUCUCACUGGUAUCGCCCAAAAAGGUGGUCGUUAAGAAGGUUGCGCCCAAAUCAAUAACAAGAGCAUACGAUCCAAAAACAGGUCAACAAAUAAUGGUGCUGCAGAAAACGGACGCCAACCUGAAGCUGCUGCCGACCACCUCACAACCCAAGACGAUCACCUUCAGCGAAGCACAACAGUUGGGCAUCAUUCGAACGAAGACCACCAUGGCCAGUACUGCGAAGCAAAUCGUGGUCAGCAAAGGUAACCAGCCGAAAGCGAUUAAAAUCGUUCCGCAGCUGCGCUCCCCGACGAAAAUCCUACCGGCGCCGAAAAUGGCCCCCACGACAACCACGAAUGCGACGUCUACGACUUUCACAACGAAAGUACAGCCUUCACGGAUAUACCUGAAACAAACGAAUAUUGCACCAUCGGGUGCACAUAUAGUACCCGGCCAGCUAAUCCAGGUACCCAGCGGGCAAACAACACAAUUUCAUCCGAUCAACAUCCCCGGUAAAGGUCUGCAGUUCAUCAAGUUUAUCACCAGCUCACAGUCGAUCGAUGAUCAAACAACGACAUCGCCCACAUCAACCGUAACAAAAGUAACCACAACUAAAUUAACGCCGGCGUCGCCGCCGCCAAAACAAAUUAUAAAAGUGACGAAAUCUCUAGGCGCGCCUGUUUCGAAGACAUUCAGCAGCGGCUCACCCGUUGUUAUGAGCAGAUUAUCACUCUCGCCGACAAAGCAGAUAACUACCGCGAGAAAUAUCCAGAAAAACUCGUCCGGAGAUGCGGUCGUGCCGAAAAUCGCAUCGCCCGAUCUAACAAUGGAAUCGAACGGGAUCAAAACACGCAAGCCAUGCAAUUGCGCCAAAUCACAGUGCCUCAAACUAUACUGUGAUUGCUUCGCGAAUGGCGAAUUCUGCUUCAUGUGUAACUGCAUGAAUUGUUACAAUAACAUCGAGAACGAAGAGCAGCGUCAACGCGCGAUUAAAAACUGCCUCGAGCGCAACCCGAACGCCUUUCGACCGAAAAUCGGCAAAGGCAAGGAUACAGGCGAGGCGACGAUUAGGAAACACACGAAGGGAUGCAAUUGUAAAAGAUCUGGUUGUUUAAAGAAUUACUGCGAAUGCUACGAGGCGAAAAUCGCCUGCUCGAGCAACUGUAAAUGCAUGGGAUGUAUGAAUGUGGAAAGCGCGCCGCUGACAAUCGCCGGCAGUCUCGAAGUAGCCACGAGGAAUUCAAUGCUCACGGAAAGCAACGUCAGUCCGCAAUCAGCCAAGAAGAGUCCGGUUGACACGAAGAAGAAAUCGAUCUCAAGGCAACCAUCAAAUUACAUCAAUGGGGCUGUAAUCGAAGCGACCAGUCACUGUCUUGUCACAAUCGCAAAGAACGCCGAGGAGACGGCGCAAGCCGAAGAGGCAACCAAGAAGGAGAUCAUCGAGGAAUUCGGUAGGUGCCUGAAGCAGAUCAUUGACUGCUCAUUGGGUAAAAGCUCGAGCUAAGCGUAUAAUAAUAACCUCUUCUAAGUUUACAUACAAAUAGGAAAAGCAACAUUAGUUUUAAGCCACUAUUCAAAUCAUGCAAAUACGAUUUAUAUACAUGUAUAGAGCUAGUUCUAAGUUAAAUUUUAGCAACAACCAACUAUUAUGAUUGAUUAGCAACAUAUUAUCAAGGUAUUUUUGCACGCCGUAUGGGCGUUUUUAAACAAUUGAUAGUUUUUAUAUUUUCAUGAAUUUGUCAAUUUGUUUUAUGAUCUUGUUAGUUUAAUUGCGACAAAAAAUUUACCGAAUAUACACACUUUAGUGUCAAAUUAAGUUAAUUAAGUAAUCGAUUGUGUAUAGAUACAUAUAUGUUAUUUUAUUGUUUAGAUUAUAUCAUGAUUUGAAUUGAUUUCUUUCAUAUUAAGUAAACUCCAAAAUUGAUUAAUGCAUGUUUUGUUUAAAUAAUGUAUAAAAAGAGUACAGUUGGAGUUCGAAUUGAUUUGUACACUUAAAUAAGUCAAAUGUUGAUAUAUUUUCAUGCCUAUUGUAAAGUAAACAGUUCAAGUAAUCGAUAAAAUAUGAAAAUAAAUGAAUAUACCUAGGA
Dalotia coriaria is the source of this 2749-nucleotide messenger RNA. Its product is annotated as protein lin-54 homolog. The record is from RefSeq and is a predicted model, not a curated record. Gene Ontology annotation, biological process: regulation of DNA-templated transcription. NCBI's taxonomy places the organism in Eukaryota, Metazoa, Arthropoda, Insecta, Coleoptera, Staphylinidae. The coding region runs from base 166 to 2166 and encodes 666 amino acids. The transcript is spliced from 5 exons. Gene Ontology annotation, cellular component: nucleus.